Eurytemora carolleeae is the source of this 3180-nucleotide messenger RNA. RefSeq lists its product as uncharacterized. Gene Ontology annotation, molecular function: transmembrane transporter activity. Lineage: Eukaryota; Metazoa; Arthropoda; Copepoda; Calanoida; Temoridae. Gene Ontology annotation, biological process: transmembrane transport. The transcript is spliced from 16 exons. The record is from RefSeq and is a predicted model, not a curated record. Bases 1500 to 3080 code for a protein of 526 amino acids.
AACAUAUCAAACUAUGGCUUGCUCUAUGGUAAAAUGUCUACACUAAAAAAGGACACAUUUUCAAAGAGUUCUGGUAAAGGCAACCUUUGGAGUCGCUUAUCAAUGACAUGCUUUUGUCUGAGUGACAUCUAAACGCUGAUAAUUCAAAUUGACGUUUUUUUACACUAGCUUUUAAAAUUCAUAAGACACAAGAGGGCAAACAAAUCUUAAAAUGAUUUACGAUCGGGGGUAAUGCACAGAGGGGGGUAUGAAACCCGACCCUUUGAGGGAUGGCUGAAUUCCUUACUAACAGGCCCCUUCCCUAGCACCCAAACUAGUAAAGUUGGCAGUCUAACUUUUUGUUCUAUGAGCUCGCCUUAAACCCCCCCCCCUGGUUAUAUUUAGAUUCAGACGCCGUAGCAUUUAAAGGAUUAAUAAUUUUGAAGAUCAACUAAAUAGGCAAGGGUUACCUAUUUGAUUAUAUGCCAAGUUAAGCAUUUAAUGCAAAUUGAUUGAUUUAUAAGAAGCAAAAUAAAGCUCAAUUGGUCUGUUUAGGACUAGUUCCAUGAAUUAGAUAUUGGGCAAGACUUCUGCUCUAGAAAAGUUACAAGAAAACUUAUUGCAGAAGUGCAUAGCCGAAAAACAAGCGUUAUUGCUAAUUUAGCUAGUAAUUUUAUAAAACACACAUCUUUGCUUUCAAAAUUUUAAGACUGAAAUAGUUUAUUGAAUAAUAAGGUUAUACAAUUCUGAUAUUUGAUCUUGAGUUUACCUCACAUUAAUGAAUAUCAAAACUCCAAAAGGUUAUAUAAGAGUGAUAAUUUUACUUUAGAUAGCCAGGAAGAAAGUAAAUGAACAUUUAUCGCUUCUGACUGAAUCUUAAUAAUAGUACGUAGUUCUAGUCACCAUUGUCAAAACACAAGUCUAAUCUUAUGUUGUUUUCAUAUUUAUUGAUUAAAUGCCAAAAUUGCUAAUUUGCUAUGUUUACAUACUAACAUUAUGUUCAUUUAGUUUUUAGAAAACUCCAAAUGAUGUUCUUAAGCUGAGGCCUGAAUGGGAUAAAAUUUAACGAUGCUUGUAUCUAUUAAUUUAGAUUUAUGUUACUCAUACCUUGUCAUUUAAUAGUUGGGAUUUAAGAGCCAUUCUCCACAGCUGCAUAACAGGCAGAGGCCUUGAAAAUAGAUACUUAUUUGUUUUCUCAAAAGUAGAAUGUAACUGUAAAAAAAACUUUAAACAUAUUUUACAUCCUAAGGAAUUCAUCUUGAUAAUGUUAUUAAGCCUCUAGAACUUGAUUAAAUACAAAUUUUGAUUACAGCUGAGAUAUUAUUUCUAUGACAAAACAUAUUAACAGCUUCGGGAUAAAGUUAAUGGCAUCCAAUAUAUUACCUGAUUGGCAUUAUUUGGUCCAACAAAGUGAAUUGAACAAAAUACAAGACUGUGUUGCCUAAAAGUACCUAUAAGAAAAUAAGAUAUCAAAAAACUGUUUAAACAUACCUUCUUGUUUUUUUUUUCGGUUCUAGAUCAUGAUGUUAGCUCUUUGUGACAUUGAAAAGUUUAAUAGGUUCCGCGGAAUACUCUCCGUCUUAGGAGCUUUUGUUAUCCUAAUAACUGCUGGAUCCUUUCAUGGAACUAUUGGAAACUUGGCUCCCUACUUUGCUUCCUAUAUGAGACAGUAUGAUGCUAAUAUAACCAAUGAAGACCUUGGUAUUGUGUUGGCAGCAGGAGGAAUGACUCAAGGAGUUGGUUCUUUUAUAGCUGGCAGUGUGAUCAUACCAUGGCUAGGAUACAGGCUUUCUCUAAUGUGUGGAAUUAUUUGUUUUUGUUCCUCCCCAUUAAUCAGCUAUUUUACAAUUGGACACUCCUUAUCAGCACUAACAUUCUCGUAUGGAGUGAUGUCUGCAGUUGUAUUCAAUCUUAUUGUACUACCAAGUCAACUUAUUCCCGUCUCUUGGUUUCCAAAUAGUAAGGGAAAAGUUAUGGGAGUGACAUCUGCUGGAUUUGGAUUUAGUUCUGCAAUUUUUUCUCCUCUCCAAACUGCAAUAAUUAAUCCAGAUAAUAUAGCACCUGUUGCAAUAAUUGGAUCAAACUCAACUGCUAGAUAUUUUACAGAUCCAAGGGUUCUUGAAAGAAUUCCCAUAUCAUUACUUUAUUUGGCUGCAAUAUAUGCAGCCCUGUUUGGUGUUGGAUUUUUACUUUGCGUUGAGUACACAAAUACAGAGGGUAGGGUUGCAAAAGUAACUUCAAAGGAAAGUAGAUCACAACUUGUAAAAGCAAGAAUUGUUGAAUCUGGUAGCUAUCUUUAUACUACUGGUUUGAGGAAUAGGGACACUUAUAUUUUGGCAUAUUCUAGGUAUGCACUACUUGCUGUUGGUGGAGGCCUGUUGGCUCAUUGGAAGGGAUUUAGCCUAAGACUAAGCUCUGACGACCAAAUAAUAUCUGUCAUUGGAGGUGUAAAUGGUGUUUUAAGCUGUGUUGCAAGAAUUCUAGCAGGAAUAUUGAUUGAUAGGUUUAUGUUUAAUCGUUUAAUGCCUGUGGUCGGAAUUCUUUUAACUGUGGUGUUGGCUAUAACUGUACCAGUAUCCCAAAUGUCCUUUUAUGGGUUUGUGGCUCUUUUAUGGCUUGGAUAUUUUUUGGCUUUUAUACAUUUCUCUACUAUACCUGCUCAAGUUAUGAAACUUUAUGAUGGAAAACAUUGUAGUGCUGUUCUCGGAUUUAUCGGUCUUUCUGAGUCAUUUUCCUAUGGCACUGUUGGUGUUCUUAAUACUCUAGUAUUUUCUUAUACAGAUUCUUAUCUUCCAUAUUAUAUCAGCAUGUCAGUCAUUAGCUUUUCAAGUGUAAUAUCAACAACUAUGGUGCGAAAUGUUCCAAUCAAAAAUUCAUCUUCUUCUCACUCUGAAACAACAACAAUCUGUAGCACAUCUGAAAUAAUCAAGAAAGAAGUGGAACCUAUAGGAUUUGUAAACAAAGAGUUAGGAAUCUUGGAACAAGCAGAAAAGCUAAGAGAAUUAGUACGAGAUCAAGGAACCAUAACUAGAAGACGAAGCAUUGCUUACAUCCAAAAACCAUUGUUUCCUUAUGCGGACAGUAUUAUCUCCACCAACUAGAAUGAUCAAGUUUUGUUUGACAGAUCUCUGGAGUAAACACUUAUUUAGGCUUAAAUCUGUAUUGCAUAUUUGGAACUCAGAAAUAAAAAUUAUUAAGAAA